Messenger RNA from Miscanthus lutarioriparius, 3288 nucleotides. Lineage: Eukaryota; Viridiplantae; Streptophyta; Magnoliopsida; Poales; Poaceae. The record is from the annotation of a GenBank genome assembly.
AUGGCUACUUUCGCGAAACCUGAGAACGCACUCAAGAGAGCUGAAGAAUUAAUCCAUGUUGGGCAAAAGCAGGCAGCCCUGCAGGCUUUACAUGAUCUCAUUACCUCGAAAAGGUACAGGUCAUGGCAGAAGCCUCUCGAAAAGAUCAUGAUGAAGUAUGUAGAACUCUGUGUAGACCUGAGGAAAGGUAGAUAUGCAAAAGAUGGUCUUAUUCAGUAUAGGAUUGUCUGCCAGCAAGUGAACGUGUCAUCUUUGGAGGAUGUCAUAAAGCACUUCAUGCAGCUUUCCAAUGAGAGAGCUGAACAAGCUAAGAGUCAGGCAGAAGCCCUGGAAGAUGCUCUGGAUGUUGAAGAUCUGGAAGCAGACAAGCGUCCCGAGGACCUCAUGCUCAGUUUUGUUAGUGGGGAGAAAGGAAAGGACCGAUCAGAUAAAGAAGUUGUAACUCCAUGGUUUAAGUUCCUCUGGGAGACAUACAGGACUGUUCUAGAGAUACUAAGGAACAAUUCAAAGCUUGAAGCGUUAUAUGCUAUGACUGCUCAUAGGGCAUUUCAAUUCUGCAAACAGUAUAAGAGAACAACUGAAUUCUGUAGGUUGUGUGAGAUUAUCAGAAAUCAUCUUGCUAAUCUCAACAAAUAUCGUGAUCAAAGAGAUCGUCCUGAUCUGACUGCACCUGAAAGUUUACAACUGUAUCUUGAUACACGUGUUGAGCAGCUUAAAGUUGCUACAGAGCUUUCCCUUUCGCAGGAAGCCUUCCGAUCGGUGGAAGAUAUCCAUGGUUUGAUGAGCAUGGUGAAGAAAAUGCCAAAACCUUCUAUCUUGGUGGUGUAUUAUGCAAAGUUGACUGAAAUCUUCUGGAUAUCUGGCAGCCACCUUUAUCAUGCGUAUGCGUGGCUCAAGCUUUUCAACUUGCAAAAGAGCUACAAUAAAAACUUGUCUCAGAAGGACCUACAAUUAAUAGCAUCUUCCGUCUUACUUGCUGCACUAUCUGUGGCACCUUAUGACCAAAAAUAUGGUGCAUCUCAUCUUGAGACAGAGAAUGAGAAGGAGCGUAGCAUGCGGAUGGCCAACCUUGUUAACUUCUCGCUUGAUUCCAAGCGUGAAAAUAGGGAAAUGGCCUCCAAAGGAGUCCUUUCAUGUGCUUCCCAAGAAGUGCGAGAUUUGUACAACCUUUUGGAACAUGAAUUUCUGCCUCUGGACCUUGCAUCAAAAGUGCAGCCACUUCUUUCGAAGAUUUCAAAGAUUGGAAGGAAGCUUUCAUCAGCUUCUUCUGUUCCAGAGGUUAAGCUGUCUCAGUACAUUUCAGCAUUGGAGAAGCUGACAACAUUGAGAGGGCUACAACAGGCCUCUUGUAUUUUCCAGUCCAUGAAGAUUGAUAUGCUCUCAAGAAUGAUUCCUUUCUUUGACUUUUCUGUUGUGGAGAAGAUUUCUGUUGAUGCUGUGAAACGCAAUUUUGUUGCUAUAAAAGUUAAUCAUUUAUCAGGAGCUGUUCAUUUUGGUACUGUGGACAUAGAAUCUGAUGGCUUAAGUGAUCACCUUAGUGUUCUUGCUGAUUCAUUAAAUAAAGCGAGGAUUCAUAUUUGUCCACCAGUGAAAACGCCGUCUAAACUCGGUGAAAGUCUCAUUAGUUUGGCUGGAAUAGUGGAGAACGAACAUAAGAGGCUUCUUGCAAGAAAGUCCAUCAUUGAAAAAUGCAAAGAAGAGCUUGAGCGUCAAAUAUUGGAGAAGGAAAAAGAAGAAGAAAAAAAGAGAAUGAGCAGUCAAAAGAAAACCGCGGAUGAGGAAAGGGUGAGGCUUCUCAAUGAACAGAAGCAGAGGGAGCAGGACCGGAUUCGUAGAGAGAUAGAGGAAAAAAAUAAAGCAGAAGCAAAAAAGUUGCUAGAAGACUUGAAGAAGGCAGGGAAAAAACAUGUCGUUGUUGAAGGGGAGCUUACUAAGGAGGCCAUCAUGGAAUUGGCACGGAAUGAACAGUUGAAGGAGCGCCAGGAAAUGGAGAAAAAACUGCAGAAGUUUGCAAAAACAAUGGAUUAUCUGGAAAGGGCAAAAAGGCAGGAAGAGGCACCACUGAUUGAGCAAGCUUUCCAAAAACGUCUCGAUGAAGAGAAGAUCCUUCACGAGCAAGAGCAGCUUCGGGAGAUUGAACUCAGCAAGCAACACCAUGUUGGCGACUUGCAAGAGAAAAAUAGACUUUCUCGAAUGUUGGAACACAAGGUUAACGCGUUCCAGGAGAGAAUUGUCCAACGUCGUGAAGCUGAGUUUGGUCGUCUAAAGAGAGAGAGAGAUGAACGGAUCAGUCAGUUGAUAUCAUCAAGAAAGCGUGAAAGGGAGACAGCAGCCCUGCAGGCUUUACAUGAUCUCAUUACCUCGAAAAGGUACAGGGCAUGGCAGAAGCCUCUCGAAAAGAUCAUGAUGAAAUCGCCGACCACCGCUUGGGGGGACACCCUCCAUGCUUCUGCGCUCCGCGCCACGCCGCCUGCACCUACUUCGCCCGCACCACCUCCGGCUCCUCUCCGCUGCCGCGCUCACCGCCGCGGUCCCGGCCCUGCCCCAGUCCCCAACCGAGUGGGCGGAGGCUCCACUUCCGCCGACGCCUCGCUCUUCCACGUCUCCCUCGACCUCUCCGCGCACCGGGGGCUCCUCGCCUCCCACGCCACCGCCGGCCAGUUCCUCCCAUUCCGCCUCCCCGCGUCGCCCUACCCCAUCUUCCUCGCCAUCGCAUCCCCUCCUCCACCACCCGCCCCCGAGGCCUUAGCCGCCGUAGCCGGGCCAGCCUCCUGCUUCGAAUUCCUUGUAAAGCGCCUCCCGGGAACACCCUCCGCGCGCCUCUGUGAUCUCCGCCCCGGCGACCUCGUCCAUGUUGGCGCCAGCGUCGUCGGCCGCGGAUUUGACGUCGCCAGGAUAGCCGACGCCAGCGACGUUCUCGUCUUCGCCACCGGAUCCGGGAUCAGCCCUAUACGGUCACUUAUUGAGUCAGGUUUUGCUGAAAACAAAAAAGUUGAUGUAAGCCUCUUUUAUGGGGCUAGAAAUCUUCAGAGGAUGGCAUAUCAGGAAAGGUUUGAUGACUGGGAAUCCAGAGGAGUUAAAAUUGUACCUGUCCUCUCAAGACCAGAUGGUCAAUGGACAGGGGAGCGAGGUUAUGUCCAGAAUGUGUUCUCAAGGAUGAAGAAUAUUGUAAACCCUUCAUCAGCGGGAGCAAUUUUGUGUGGGCAUAAACAGAUGACUGAGACACUCAAUGUAACUGUUAUACACAAGUUGGUAGCACCUUACCGUCAUUGGCAACCCAUAAAAUAG